This is a messenger RNA of Anopheles nili, 1512 nucleotides long. It is a transcript of the gene Actbeta, whose product is annotated as inhibin beta chain. The record is from RefSeq and is a predicted model, not a curated record. The transcript is spliced from 2 exons. Gene Ontology annotation, molecular function: growth factor activity; cytokine activity. Gene Ontology annotation, cellular component: extracellular region. Lineage: Eukaryota; Metazoa; Arthropoda; Insecta; Diptera; Culicidae. Bases 365 to 1405 code for a protein of 346 amino acids. Gene Ontology annotation, biological process: SMAD protein signal transduction.
GUUUGUAUUAUGCUCAACUAAGUGAACGACGAGUUGUUAGUCACGAUGUAUGAUAUUAUGUUAAUAUAUAUGAUGAAUUUUAAACAUACAAAAAUAAUCUUAGUGCAUGAUGGGUUUUGAACACAACAUUGCGGUCAUAUGACGUACUAUUUUUCAAAUAAAUGAUUCUUAAACAGCAUGUAAAUGGCAUUAAAUUAAUUUCCAUAAUGUAAAUUGUCUGCUAAAACAAGCGUGUGUUUGGAUAUCUGCAAAUUGUGAUUUCCGUUCGAAUAACGGUGGAAUUUGAUUUUCCAACGUGCCAGGCGAAACGAUUCCUGGGCAUCAAUUUUUUACCUUUCCCUCGCUAAGUUCAAUACCUUCAUCGAUGGACGGUACAAUGCGUGUAUAUAACGCCACACUUUGGAUCCGAUUGGAGUUGAAAAUGAAGCCGAAAAGCAAGGCGAGCAAAAACGCAGGCAGCAUGGCCGGUGGAGACAACCAUUGGAGCCUUCACGGCGGUAACAAGGUGCUGAUCCUGUGGGUGUUCCGCAUUAUCAACGGCUCGAAACCAGCCGACACAAUGAGCAAGGAAGAGGAGUUCUCAAAGCACACGGAAAUGAUAGCUAAACACACCAUCCCGCUCGAGACGGGACUCGGCUGGCAGCAGAUUGAUCUCACAAACGCCGUCCGUCAGUGGCACGGUGAAAAACGAAACGAUAGCCUCAAGCUGUUUGUCGACUGUUCCGGUUGCGGGAACAAGAUACGGGUGCACAUUUUUGAGCACGCCACCAACCAUCACCAUCUGCAUCACUACUCGCGUGUGGGGUUAUACGCCAGCCGGAAGCAGAAGCCGGUGCUGAUGAUGGACAGUGCGCCACGAUCGAUGUUCAAAUCGAAGCAUCCAAAAAGCCAGGAACGUAAGGUCGCGUAUGCUGAAGGUACGGACGAUGACUACAACCGGCCUCAUCUGUUCGUGAGCCUUGCAACGACCCAGGUACGACGGUUGAGGCGCCGUGCUCUAGACUGCACUGGGGCACCGAAUGAGCAGUGCUGCAAGCAGAAGUUCUAUGUCGACUUUAAGGCUCUCAAGUGGGACGACUGGAUUAUACGGCCGCACGGUUACUACGCCAACUACUGCAAGGGUAGUUGCCAUCUGGCGGACAAAUUCAGCUCUGAGUACCACUAUGUGAUCGAUCAGUACCGACGUCAGGGUAGUACCGCUGGUAGAGGGCUAGGUAAGAUGCAUCAUAAAGCUGGCGGUGGUGGUGUUGGGGGUGCUGGCGGGGGCUCGGGUCUUGCUGGUAUACAUCAAUGCUGUGCCCCGGUUAAAUACUCGCCAAUGUCGCUGAUAUUUUACGGGCCUGAUGGUCGAAUUAUCAAGCAAGAUUUGGCGAAAAUGAUCGUCGAAGAGUGUGGUUGUCCGUGAAACCACGUGCUCUUUUGGCGAGCGUCGAAAGACUUCUUUUCACUUUGAUUAUUUGAGUACGUACUGAUCGAUACUUAAUAAACUCAAUGAGAUACACGGUGAUGUCA